Messenger RNA from Saprolegnia parasitica CBS 223.65, 1914 nucleotides. RefSeq lists its product as hypothetical. Gene Ontology annotation, molecular function: monoatomic ion channel activity. The record is from RefSeq and is a predicted model, not a curated record. The transcript has 3 exons. Gene Ontology annotation, cellular component: membrane. Lineage: Eukaryota; Oomycota; Saprolegniomycetes; Saprolegniales; Saprolegniaceae. Bases 256 to 1914 code for a protein of 552 amino acids. Gene Ontology annotation, biological process: transmembrane transport; monoatomic ion transport.
GUGUUUCACUACGUCGUCGACGUCUUGUUUGCGCUCGACGUGCUCGUCACCUUUAACAUUGCCUACUACGAACACGACCCGCGGGACGAGCAGCGCACGCUCACCCUCAAGUAUUCGAGCAGCAUCUCGGCCAAGGACAAGUACCUCGUUCGAUCUCGGUCCCGCAUCGCGUGCCACUAUGCGCAAAGUUGGCUGCUUCUGGACCUCCUGGCGGUCAUUCCCAUCGACUUGAUCGAGACGCUUCUGCACGUGCGUAUGGCCGACAUCCAGGACGCGGUGCUCCUCAAAGCCACUCGGAUUCCGCGGGUCUUGGGCAUCCUUCGACUGGCCAAGGCGCUCAAGACAGACGGUCCGCUCUGGUGGUGGCUCGAGUUCUCCACUGGCUCGGUCCUCACGCGUCUCGUGCGCUUGAUUCUGAUUGUGAUGUACAUGGACCACAUCUGCGCCUGUAUCUGGUACGCGAUUGCGUCCGCGCCCGGCGGGUGGGGCGACAUCCACUUUGACCCGACCAGUCUCCGCUCCACAUACGCGCGUUGCUACUACAACUGCAUGAUGGCGCUCCUUGGCCAAGACAUUCUGCCGACGUCGAUGAACGAGAUGAUCUUUCUCACCUUCGUGUCGAUCGCGGGCUCGGUGGCCAUGGCGACGGUCUACGGCGACGUCGCAAUCGUUGUCUCGAGUCUGUACGCGGACUCGACCAAGUACCGCGAAAAGAUGAAGGGCGUGUACGAGUCGAUGCAGCACCUCGGACUGCCGCAGGAAGUCCAGCAGCGCGUGCAUCUCUACUACACGUACCUCUGGCAGCAGUACCACACCCUAGACGGCCGGUCCGCGCCGUUUGUCUCGGAGCUCUCGACCAACCUCCAGCGCGAAGUCAUGCUCUACCUGAACGCGAAAAUGAUUCGAAGUGUGCCGCUCAUGCAAGAGUGCAGCCCCGAAGUCGUCCAGGAGAUCGUGCUCCAGCUCGAGACGCGCGUCUACAUGCCCGAGGAUUUCAUCAUCAACAUUGGCGAGACCGGAUUUGAGAUGUUUUUCGUGCAGCGGGGCGAGUGCGAGGUGCUCGUCGAAGCCGGUGGUCGAGACAAGCGCGUGAUCAAGCUCAUCUCGGUCGGCGACUACUUUGGCGAAAUCGCGCUGCUCAUGGACUGCCGGCGCACGGCGUGUGUCCGCGCCAAGACGUUCUGCGUGCUCUGCGUUCUGCACCGGACGGGGUUCCGCCAAAUCAUCGCGCGCCACAAGGACGAUCGCCAAAAGCUCGAGUCGCUCAUCAUGGAAAAGUACAAGAACGACGCUGUCAAGCCCAAUGUGGCCAAGACCACGGGCCAUGGGCCAUCGGCCGCCCCAUCCUCCGCGCACCGCCCCACCCAUCAUGUGCCCCAGCACGUUGCAGGCGAUCGACAUGGCAUGGGCACUGACAAGGCUGCGCUGCGAAUGCUAUACGACGCAACCACGUGCCUCCACGACGUCACGUCGCGCAUCAACCAGAUGGAGCAGUCGAUCGAGAAGCUUACAGUGGCCGUGCGUCUCAUGACCGCAGCGCAAGAGACGGUGACGCGCCAUACGAUGCUGCCGAGCCGAGGUCCGUCGAUGCAACGCGUCGAUGAAACAAUGCCGUCGGUCGCGCCGAAAAGUGUCGCCGGCGACCUCUUGGUCACCGAUCUCGAUGGCUCGCUCCGCCAACACAAGCGACGGAUCACGGUCGUCCAUCAAGUCAGAAACGUUGCGCCGUCCGAGGCCAUCAAGCCGCCGACCACCGAGACGAUCGCGCCGGCCAACGAUGUGUUUCGUGACGAGGCGACGCUGCGGGAGCAGAUCUUCUCGAACCUCGAUCGCGUCGAGAGGGCGCUGCUGGAAGAUACGCGCGAGACGCACCAGUCGAGCUCGCAGACGUCCGAGGAAAAGCCGCUUAUUUAA